Darwinula stevensoni is the source of this 1608-nucleotide messenger RNA. Lineage: Eukaryota; Metazoa; Arthropoda; Ostracoda; Podocopida; Darwinulidae. The record is from the annotation of a GenBank genome assembly.
AAUGCAUUUAACGGAGAAAAUGCCAACGAAUACACGAAUGUUUGAUUGGCAAGGCCUGAAAAUGCACCCAAAUCUGUGAUCAGCAUGCCGGAAUAUAAACCAGUGAAAUGUGCCUCGGAGAGUGCCAUCAACCACACUAUGGAUCCUCCCGACCGAGUCCUACCUCGGCCUAAUGGAGGCUCUUGUACGUUUUAUAGCCGGCAGCUACGGCAGUAUUCAAGCCUUCCCAGUCACUACCGUGCCCGAGAUGAACGCAAAAAGCCUUUGUCGAACAUCGAAUUCCGGUGCGACUUGAACAUGAUCAAGUCUUGGUUUGCCAACUUCAAUGAGUCGCAAAAGAGGACCACUCUCUUGGAAUUAUACGAUAUGUGCAAUGGAUCCGUCUGGUGUCAUCAUGGACUUUCCCUCCGCCUGGAAUAUGAGGGUGGGAUGCAUGGGCGAUGUUAUCCAGGAUGCAUGGACUUUGUCACGUGGUUUCCUCUUCACCUAUCCCUCCGAAUUCUGUCCUACCUUGAUCCAAAGUCACUUGCCACUUGUGCCAGGGUCUCCAGGCCAUGGAAAGAGGUAUCCUACCAUGACAUUCUUUGGCAGAAACUCUGCCAACUUCCACAGUGGAGACUCUCUGAAGCUGGGGAACGGAAACACAGGGAGUUGCAUCGGAAGCACAAUGGACGUAUUGACUGGAGGAUGGCAUUUGUUGAGAGAUACCGAUUGAAGAGGAAUUGGGCUCGAGGCCAAUGUCAUGUGCGAACAUUUGAAGGACACACCCAAGCCAUCUCAUGUGUGCAGUUUGAUGAAGAUCGCAUCGUGAGUGGCUCCCAUGACAAGACCAUCAAGGUAUGGAACAUGCGAACCAACAGCCAAUGGUCAGUGAUGACUCUGGUGGGACACUCAGGAACUGUCCGUUGCUUGCAUCUGAGUGGAAAUCGCCUUGUGAGUGGAUCCUCAGAUUGUAGCAUCAAGGUGUGGGACCUGGAAAUCAAGCCACUCUGGUCCAGCAUUGCCUGCAAGGUCACCAUGCUUGGGCAUACAGAUACUGUUCGCUGCCUUCAGGCUGAUGAGAAGAAGGUGGUGAGUGGCUCAUACGACAUGACCAUCAAGGUGUGGGAUCUAAAGGGUGGAGAAUGCCUGAAAACACUGCAUGGGCAUGAAGGCCCUGUCCUUUGUAUGCAAUUUGACCAGCGGCACCUCAUCACAGGUGGAGGAGAUUCCCUCAUCAAGGUAUGGGACUUAGACAUGGGAGAGUGCAUGAUGACUUUAGAAGGCCAUCAGAAUGCUGUCACUUGUCUGAACUUUGAUGGGGAGCGCAUUGUAUCAGGAUCCCUGGACCAUACCAUCAAGAUGUGGCAUCGAGAUGGUGGGACGUGCCUUGCUACUCUGGAUUGGAGGACCUCUGAAGGACAUACAGGAGUUAUACGAAGUCUUCAGGCCGACUCAUGGCGCAUUGUGAGUGCCUCUGAUGAUAAGACCCUCAAGGUGUGGGACUGGGCAACCGGUCAGCGGUUGCUAACCCUUCGUCGCCAUACUGAUGGCGUCACCUGCGUUCAGUUCAACGACUUCAUCAUCGUCUCUGGAUCCUAUGACAAGACAGUCAAGCUGUGGGAUUUC